UUACAUAUAGCCGCUCAUAAUGGGAGGAUCGAAGUAGCAAAAUACCUUGUCGAUCAUGGUGCUGAUAUUUCGGCCACGGAUAAUUUUGGAGAGACGCCACUACAUAAAUCUAAGAGUAUCGAAGUAGCCAAAUACUUUGUCGAUCAUGGUGCCGAUAUUUCGGCUACGGAUAAUUCUGGAGAGACGCCACUACAUAAAUUUACUUACGAAUGGAGCAUCGAAGUAACCAAAUACCUUGUCGAUCAUGGUGCCGAUAUUUCGGCUACGGAUAAUUCUGGGCAGACGCCACUACAUAAAUCUGCUGACAGAGGGAGCAUCGAAGUAACCAAAUACCUUGUCGAUCAUGGUGCCGAUAUUUCGGCUACGGAUAAUUAUGGACAAACGCCACUACAUAAAUCUGCCGACAGAGGGAGCAUCGAAGUAACCAAAUACCUUGUCGAUCAUGGUGCCGAUAUUUCAGCCAUAGAUAAUUCUGGACAGACGCCACUGCAUAAAUCUAGGAGUAUCGAAGUAGCUAAAUACCUUGUCGAUCAUGGUGCCGAUAUUUCGGCUACGGAUAAUUCUGGACAGACGCCAUUACAUAAAUCUGCCGACAGAGGGAGCAUCGAAGUAGCUAAAUACCUUGUCGAUCAUGGUGCCGAUAUUUCGGUCAAAGACAAUUCUGGAGACACGCCAUUACAUAAAUCUGCGUAUGAAUGGAGCAUCGGAGUAGCCAAAUAUCUUGUCGAUCAUGGUGCCGAUAUUUCGGUCACAGAUAAUUCUCGAGACACGCCACUUCAUAAAUCUACUUAUGAAUGGAGUAUCAGAGUAGCCAAAUACCUUGUCGAUCAU
Truncatella angustata is the source of this 831-nucleotide messenger RNA. RefSeq names its product ankyrin repeat-containing domain protein. The annotation marks the transcript as partial. Lineage: Eukaryota; Fungi; Ascomycota; Sordariomycetes; Amphisphaeriales; Sporocadaceae. The record is from RefSeq and is a predicted model, not a curated record. The transcript has a single exon. Gene Ontology annotation, cellular component: nucleus; cytoplasm. Gene Ontology annotation, molecular function: protein binding.